GCGCGAGCGGGCGGCGGCGGCGGCCCCGGGAGCCGCGCACGGACCCGCCGGACCGGGGCCGCGCCCUGCGAUGCGGACAAGGGACGCGCUGACAGCCGGCCUGCGCUGCGGGCUCUGCUUCUGCUGCUUCUUCGCCUUUCUGAUUUAAUUUUCUUUUUAUUUUUUUUUUACUUUUUUUUUUUUAAAUACUAUUUUUGGCCGAAGGGAUCCGACGCCUCCGAGCGGCCCCCGGCGCCGGUUCCCCGCCGGGCGGCACCCCCGCGCCGGGCGCGCUUCCCCCGCUCCUCCCCACCUUGUAUGGUGGAGCGGCCGCGGGGCGCAGCCGAGCGCUGCCCCGGGCUCCCCCCGGCCCUCGCCCCCGCCGCUCCCCGCCCGGCCCUGCGUUGGCAGCCGAUGUAGGGCACGGCGCGGCGCGCCCGAGCCCCAGCGCCGCCACGGGAGCGGCCCCCGCGGCGCCGUCUAUGCCCGCGCCGCCCCGCCGCCCCCCCCAUGGUGCGGCCCCGCCGCGGGCCGUCGGAGAUCCGCUGGGCAGCAGCGCCGCGGGGAGUCCGGGCUGCUCCGGGGCUGCGAUGAGAUAGAGCCGGCGGCGGAGCGAGGAGCCCCGCGGAGGAGGGCGGGGGGCGGCGGAGAGCGACGCGACCCCCGGCCGCCCGCGGGUCGUAUGUUCAGGUCCAAACGCUCAGGGCUGGUGCGGCGACUUUGGAGGAGCCGCGUCAUUCCGGACAGGGACGGCGGAGAUGGGAGCGCCAGGAGCGGCCACGACCUCGGAGCCACCGGCAGCUGCAAGAUCGCGGAGAAAAGCCCCUCGGCGGAGCUCCGCGCGGUAGCGCGCAGCCUGCUGCUGCGGGAGGCGGAGGAGCGGCGCGGGGCGGCGGGCGAGGCGGCGCCGCGCGGGGACCCCAUGGCGGAGCGGCGCGGGGCCCGGCUCCGCGGCCCCGGCUCCGCGCCGGAGAGCGACGGCCGGACCGUGACCUGCUGCCUCUUCUCGGAGCGGGAGCCGGGCGGCCCCCAACCUCUCCCCGCCGCCCUCCCCGGCCCCGACGGCGCGGCCGACGGCGGCUCCCCGGAGCGGCGGGGCCGGGAGGCGCGGGCGCGGCUGCUGGUGCUGGAGCAGGAGCUGAAGGCCGUCACCUACUCGCUGCUGAAGCGGCUGAAGGAGCGCUCGCUGGACAGCCUGCUGGAGGCGGUGGAGUCCCGCGGGGGGAUGCCCGGCGGCUGCGUGCUGGUGGCCCGCACCGAGGUGCGCCUGGGGGGCCUGGCGGCGCCCCCGCACCUCCUCCUGGGCAAACUGUUCCGCUGGCCCGACCUGCAGCACCCCGCCGAGCUGAAGCCCCUCUGCGAGUGCCAGAGCUUCGGCGUCGCCGACGGACCCACGGUCUGCUGCAACCCCUACCACUUCAGCCGCCUCUGUGGGCCAGAGUCUCCACCACCUCCCUACUCUCGGCUGUCUCCUAAUGAUGAGCAAAAGCCACUGGAUCUAUCAGAUUCCACGUUGUCUUACACUGAAACAGAGGCUACAAACUCUCCCAACGUCACGCCCGGAGAUUUCUCAGACGCCAGCACGUCGCCCGAUGCCGUGAAGAGGAGCCAUUGGUGCAACGUGGCCUACUGGGAGCACCGGACGCGCGUGGGCCGCCUCUACACAGUGUACGAACAGUCUGUCAGUAUCUUCUACGACCUACCUCAAGGAAACGGCUUCUGCCUCGGACAGCUAAACCUGGACAACAGGAGCGAGACUGUGAGAAGGACUCGAAGUAAAAUCGGCUACGGGAUUUUACUGAGCAAGGAACCGGACGGGGUGUGGGCCUACAACCGCAGCGAGCAUCCCAUCUUCGUCAACUCCCCGACACUGGACAUCCCCAACUGUAGGACUCUGAUCGUGCGCAAGGUGAUGCCGGGCUACUCCAUCAAGGUGUUUGACUACGAGAAGUCCUGCCUGCUGCAGCACACGGCCGAGCUGGAUUAUGCAGACGGGCCCUACGACCCCAACAGCGUCCGCAUCAGCUUCGCCAAGGGCUGGGGGCCGUGUUAUUCCAGACAGUUCAUCACGUCCUGUCCGUGUUGGCUGGAGAUCCUACUCAGCAACAACCGGUAACGGUCAGCCUCCGACGAAACGAAACGGCAACAAAACACACACACAAAAAAAAGAAAAAAAAAAGAAAAAAAAAAAAAAAAAAAAAGACACAGACUAUCCCAAAUAUCAUCUACCUAGAUUUAAUAUAAAGUUUUAUAUAUUAUAUGAAAAUAUAUAUUAUACUUGUAAUUAUGGAGUCAUUUUUACAAUGUAAUUAUUUAUGUAUGGUGCAAUGUGUAUAUGGACAAAAAACAGAAAAUGCACUUUGGCUUAUAUAAUUCUUUCAAUACAGAUUUUUAAAAAAAAAAAAGAAAAAAAAACCAACAAAAAUUAUACAGCAAAAAUAGGAGAAAGCCCUAAUUUUGAUGUAUGGUUUUUUUGAAAUAUUAUUAAUACCCAGACAAAAAGCUAAUACCAGUCACUCAUUGAUAAUAAAGUAUUCGCAUUAUGGGGGGGGAUUUGUCUUUUUUCUUCCCCCCCCCAGCUGAAGCUGGCAGCAGUCAGGGGGGUUCCAGGGGGCAGCUGCUGUCUCCCAGCUCAGCCAGGACCCUGGAAAACCAAAAAACGAGUUGGAAGGCUGCAGCUGGCUCCAAGAGGAGGGUGAGUGAGGCCAGUUGGAGAGCCAGGGAGCACUGGGAGGAGGUGAGAGGAACAUCUGUGGCUCUUCUCACUCAGGGCUGUCUGACCUCUCUGAUAACACAGAACGUGGUGGGAACGUGGUGAGGAUGAGGGUGCACAUCCAUGUUGGUACAGAUUAAUCUUCAUCAGUGCUAAUCAGCAGGUCUUGGAGAAAAGCAGAAUAUUGCAUGGCCACAAAGCUGCCCAGGAGAACCAGUUUGGAUUUUUGGCAUUACCCAGGGUUUGUCUGUGAGCCCUGCAUGUCCCAGACGUGUUUGGUGGUUGAGAAACAAAUGGAGGUUUUGGACAACUCAUGGUUGGGUGGAUCCUCCACUGGAGCAUGGCCUGGAUUUUGGGAACGUCUCCAGUGCCUCGGAGGAGUCAUGAGCAGCUUUGUCCCGUAGAUCUCCCAGUCUGUCAUCCAGGCAAUAAAUGAUCCAGGAGUGUUUGGGAAGAAGAUAUUUACUCUGAGGAGCAGCUGCAGCCAAAAAAAUGUCCUGGUCAGACGUGCCUGUCUCAGCUGAUUUACUCUGCCUGGAAAUCCUGGAUAAAAUCAGCUCCUUUGCUCUGACUUGUGCUGGGCCUGGCAGGGGCAGGUUGGACAAGGGCUUUGCUUGGUCAGGGAAGUUAUUUAUUGCCAGGGAGUAGCUCUGCCAAGUCCUGGAGUUCUGCUACAAUUCCCUCUGCCUCUGAUUCCCAUAAAGUCCCAGCCUCUGGUGACUGGGAAGCUUUUGAGGUUGCAGAGGAUGUUUCUGUCACCUUCACAUUUGCAGAGAAAAAGAUGCAACGAGACCUCCAAGAGUUAAAUAGGGCCUAAAUUUACUACUCAAAAGCCCUCCCUGGUGCAUUUUGGCACCUGGACCUGCCACAGCCACGAGUGAGGAUGGGGAAUCACAGAAUUGUGGGAUCCUGGAAUGGUUUGGGUUGGAGGAGACCUGAAAUCUCACCUUGUUGCACACCUUCCACUGUCCCAGGGUGCUCCAAGCCCUGGACACUUGCAGGGAUGGAAGAAGGUGGGGGCUGCAUCCCCCAGGGAACCACAGGAACCUGGGUGGGUGCUGGGAGGGAUCUGAUCAUUGCGACAUUCCCACAGUCAUUUUUCAAAUUGUAACCAUGUUUGAUGGUUAAUUGGGACCACAUUGGUCGAAUUCCUGCAGCAUCAGUAUUAAUGCUUGACAUCAUUAAUUUUUGUUUGUGUUACAGCCAUUCUUAGGGAACGGUGUCAAAACAAGUCACUCUCAUUUAAAGCAGCUUUCAAGAGCUUUACAGGUUUUUUUUUAUCACUUUGGCUUAGGUUUGGUGGGUCCUGCCAAACCACCCACCUCUCUUGCUGUAUCACUUUCACACAGUCUAUCAAGAGGCCAUUUUUAUGUUUUGGGGGUUUUUAAAAGAGAUUUUUCUCCAUACUGUCCUCAUUUUACCUGGGAAGGACCAGCAAAAAUUGCUUUCCCUGAUUCCUUUUCUUCUUCCCAGCAAUUCCCACCACCACCCCUUUGCUCCCUGUCCUCCUCCUCCUCCUGCAGCAGUGCCACCAUUUUCCACUUUCUACCCACUUCAUCCAUAAUUUUGAACACAGCAGCACCAAGGAUGGAUUUGAGGGUUAACUCUGGGCUUUCCCUUGUGCAAUCCACUGAUGGUGCUUAAUUCUCUUUCUUUUCAUUACUCAUGUGCUUUCCCAGGAAUAAAUCUGGAGUUUUAUUUCAGUUGACAGCAGAGCUUUAAAGGGAAUAAAAAAGGAUUUUAUGGUGAGGCAAUGAAAUAAGACAUCAAGUAUCCUUUUCUGUCUCGUUUUGCCCCUUUAAUGCCUUAUAAUCAUUGAAACUUAGAAUUCUUUAAAGGAGCUUUAGGACUUCAAAGCUACUGAGCUCCACACUGGACCCUCUCAGAGCUCAGCUGGAGCCUUCCCUGUGCAUCCCCUGCUCUGGGCUUGCACCUGGGGCUGGGAAUUGGCACCUGGAGCAGCCCUUGGAGGGCAUUUCCAUGGGGAAAGAGGAGUUAAUUCCCUGCCAGGUUUGCAGGAGCAGCUGGGCACGGUUGGGUUUGAUGGAGGAGCUGAUGGGAUUCUGCUGUGCAGCACCCACAGCUGCUGCUGGUUGCCCCAGCCCCUAUAAAAGCAGGAUGGCCACAGCCCUACCCUUUUCUGAGCAGCCUCCUGAGCUUCUCUGAGUGGGGAUUUUCCUCCUUCCCGCUGGAAUUGUGCUCUCCCAGCACCCAAGGUAAGUGGAAUGUUCUCUGUGGUGUCAGGGGUGUACCCCAGGUCCACUCCAGUGGAAAUCCUGAAUUAAUAAUUCUCACAUUAGACCUGAGUCCUUGCAGACUUUGCUGUGUGGACUGUGUUUAUUUGACAGGAUCCUCUUAAUUUAGGAAUAAUGGGGUUUAAAGCUGUGCACCAGUUGCUGCUGGUGAGUCCCAGAGGCUGCUGCUCCUCCUGUGAGCAGAAAUUCAUCAUCCCAUCCUUGACUUCACUGCUGCUGUGACUGAGAAAUGCUUUUCACCAGCCGGAAUGGAAAAGAAAUGAUUGCUAAAUCCAUCUACUCUCAGCUUUUCUUAAAAAGAGAGGCUGAGAGCCCUUUGUGGCACCGGUUUGGUCACAGUUUAAUGGGGGCUGCCAGUCUUUGGGCCAUAAUCUCCUUCUCAGGGCUUUACCUCCACAGUGGAAGUGGAGGGGCUCCCUCAGUGCAGAAUUCAGAGCUGGAAUUCAAACUCAGGGUUCUCUGUGAGGGCUACCAAGGGAGAAAACAAAAAUCCCUGUUGGUGCAGAAGAAGGAGCUGAGGUUUGGUUUGGGAUGUGAUGGGCUGCCAGUGCUGGAAGGUCUCCAGCUCUUUGGGAUGUGGGGUGAAGCUUUUAGCAGAGCUGUCCCACAGCAGCCUGUGCUUCCCCAAGCCCUGGGUGCUCCAGGCUGGGGCUGAGGUGCAGGAAAAGCUUUGACAGCUGCCCAGGGUGCUGCUGGUGCCUCUCAGGGGUGUGGGGUGAGCCAGAGGGGAGUUGUGGGUUUUUUCCUGACAAACACAAAAUAAUCCAUCCAAAAGCCUUGUGGAGGAGCUGCUAUGGGGGGAUGCUGCUGGUGUGGGGCUUGGGGGGAGGCUGGUGGUGGAUCUGCUGCUCCUGGCUGGUUUAAGCUCAGUUUUGGAGGAAAUGGGAGUUGGGUGCUGGGGAGGAGAGAUCCUGCACACCCCCUCAGAGCAUCCUGUCUGAGCUGUUUGGGAGCAGGAGCUGCCUGGUGGGACAACAGCAUCUCUUGUGAGCGUCCAGCACGGACCAAAGCCUUCCUAGAAAGCAAAAAUAAGGUUUCACCUCCAUUUCCCCUCAGCUGAGGUGGGCUGGGGGUGCUGCAAGGGGGCCAUGGCAUCACUGGCUGCUGGUGAUACCCAGGGCAGCGCCAGCACCCCAAAAACCAUCCAGAAGCCUGGCUGAGUGCAGAGCAUCCCGAGUUAUUUCCUGUGAAUAACUCCUUUUGCUUCCCUCAAAGGUCUUAUUUUCUGUCUGGAGCGUGAUGAAGCAUUACUUGCUGCUUUGUGGAUAAUCCUUCCUAUAUUCCUGAUUUAUGGAUGUGCUGGUGUGAUGCACAAAGUGGCAUCUGUGCUCUGCACACUGUGGGAACAACCAAAAUUGCUCUGAAACUCAACUGGCUUACAAUUAUAUUGGAUUCUAUUAAAUUAAAACACAUAGCACAUAUAUUACACAAUAAACCACAGCUAUUUCAUGGAUCAAAUUAAGUUUUAUUUGGGCAAAUUACAACCUUUCUUACAGUUGGGCCUUUGUGAAACCAUUCCUUUUUAAUAAAAACAGGCAUUUUUGGC
Messenger RNA from Taeniopygia guttata (zebra finch), 6493 nucleotides. RefSeq names its product SMAD family member 6 (gene SMAD6). The record is from RefSeq and is a predicted model, not a curated record. Gene Ontology annotation, molecular function: transcription regulator inhibitor activity; I-SMAD binding. Gene Ontology annotation, biological process: BMP signaling pathway; cell differentiation; SMAD protein signal transduction. Lineage: Eukaryota; Metazoa; Chordata; Aves; Passeriformes; Estrildidae. Gene Ontology annotation, cellular component: heteromeric SMAD protein complex.